Suillus subalutaceus is the source of this 968-nucleotide messenger RNA. RefSeq lists its product as uncharacterized. NCBI's taxonomy places the organism in Eukaryota, Fungi, Basidiomycota, Agaricomycetes, Boletales, Suillaceae. The record is from RefSeq and is a predicted model, not a curated record. The transcript has 7 exons. Gene Ontology annotation, biological process: signal transduction. The coding region runs from base 103 to 948 and encodes 281 amino acids. Gene Ontology annotation, cellular component: plasma membrane. Gene Ontology annotation, molecular function: GTP binding; GTPase activity; GDP binding.
GCUCCAUCCCUUCGCCGCGCUGCUUUGUCCACUACCACUCAAAUAGUCUCAUGGAGUGGCGUAUUUUCAACACCCCCACUUCAAGUCAUCUGGUUACAAGAUAUGGAUAUGCUCUCUCAUUCGCGCGAGCCAAGACAAAACCUAAAACUGCGGCCCAAACGGAAUGACAUUGGUAUCGAGCUCCGUUCCGUGCCUCUACCAAAGUAUCGAGUUGUGUUCGUCAGCCCUCUUGUUGGUGCAAGGUUCAAAAUAGCAAAAGCGUUCUGUCCAACGCCGGCUGACAGGCAUCCGAAUGACAACAGAAAGUUCCCUCGCAUCAGGGAAUGUAUAGUAGACGGCGAACCGAUAACGAUCGAGCUGUUCGACACCCUCGGUCCAGGCGAUGCGGAUCAUUACUUCGAGAAAGACCUCAUGAACGCAUACAUUGAGCAAGGAGACGGGUUUCUUUUCAUUUACUCCGCCGAAAAUCGCAAGUCGCUGGAGCUGGCGAAAGAGAAUUAUGGAUGGGUCGUGAGGAGGAAGCAGCAUGAACGGGACAAUGUAACGAACCCUAUUCCCGGUAUGCUUGUGGCGGUAAGGGUCGAGGACGAAUACAAAGCGACGUGGAUGGAAGUGACUUGGGAAGAGGGAAACAAACUCGCGGAGGAAAUGAAUUUAGCGUUCAUACAGGUAUCGCUCAAGAACGGACGCAAUGUGGAGGAGGCGUUUGUCCAUAUAGCUAGACUGAUCAAGAAGUACCAGGAGAGGAAGAAGCGCAUUUCGUGUAUGCAUUGGGCGUACUACGACCAGAAGAUACUCGAUGACCGUUAUGACAAAGUGCAGGGAAGGAAUGAAUGCAAGCACGUAACAACUACAAGAGAGAGGGAAGUGGUUGGGAAAGUUGAUUUUGAUGCUGAGUUCGAGAAAGAGCAGCGAACCGGAUGCUGCGCAGGGUGUAUAAUUACUUGAGGGGACAAGCGAUGCUGACC